CGCGUCGGGCCGGGCGGGAAGUGAGCUCAGGCGCACAGGAAAUCCCGCCCGCGCCGCGGCCUGUGUUUGCGCUGCGGGCAGAGAAAGGAGCGGAGCGCCUGCAGCGGCCCAGCCGAGCCUGCCGCACGCAACGGGGCCGAGCCAUGUCUGACCAGGAAGCAAAACCUUCAGCUGAGGACUUAGGAGAUAAGAAAGAAGGGGAGUACAUUAAACUCAAAGUCAUUGGGCAGGACAGCAGUGAAAUUCACUUCAAGGUGAAAAUGACAACACACCUCAAGAAACUCAAAGAAUCAUACUGUCAAAGACAGGGUGUUCCAAUGAAUUCACUCAGGUUCCUCUUCGAGGGUCAGAGAAUUACUGAUAAUCAUACCCCUAAGGAGCUGGGGAUGGAGGAGGAAGAUGUGAUUGAAGUUUAUCAGGAACAGACGGGGGGUCACUCAACAGUUUAGAUCCUUCUGUUUGUUUUCUUCCCCCUUAAUCCUUUUUUAUUUUUAAAUAAUAGUUCUUUUGUAAUGUGGUGUUCAACACUGAAUUGAAACUGGCACCCCAUCUCUGGGAGUUUAUUUUCAAGCGUCUGGUAUUUUGAAUUCUCGUGCUCAUUAUACACUAUUGUUUCUGUUUUCAUUGUGCUGAACUUUUGUGAUCCAGCUGCAGCCUUGCUCCCCUCUUCCCUUCUACCUUCCCCUUUAGAAAUACAUGUACACACAUGCAUUUGUAUGUUCACUAGGUUCGUGCAUUUCAGGCACGAAGGCUGUAAGAUCUGCCAGGUGGGCGAGUGUUCUUAAUGACUUCCAUAUCUGCCCUGAAGUUUUGAUGUGUGACUGUUUCACUCCUGGACUAUAACUUUCAGUGCGAGAUGAAGUUUUUCAGAGAACUAAACUGUGGAGAAAUUGUGUAUCCAUAACUCAGAGCUAUUUUGCUUAAAUUGUGCUGAUGGCCCAACGAAGAAGAUUACCAAGUUGGAAAUGGAAAAGCUAGAACUGUUGUCAUCUGUACCUUGCUCCAGAGAUGGCUUUGCUGAAGACAUAAAAUUGAAAACCCUAAUGAUUCUUAAAUCUUGCCAGAAGAGCCCAGAAGCAUUUUAACUUCAUAUAGCAAUUAGUACACGCAGGUAUUCAUGCAAGAAUGUUCACAGCAGACAACUGGUGUUACUUUGACACUCUUGUUUGUACCUUUUGGCCUGGGACGUGGGUUUUGAAUGGACAUUGUCUGUACCAGCUUCAUUUAAAAUAAACAAGAAAAACAAUUUUAUAAACAA
Aquila chrysaetos chrysaetos is the source of this 1258-nucleotide messenger RNA. It is a transcript of the gene SUMO1, whose product is annotated as small ubiquitin like modifier 1. Gene Ontology annotation, biological process: protein sumoylation. Gene Ontology annotation, molecular function: ubiquitin-like protein ligase binding; protein tag activity. The transcript has 5 exons. Bases 144 to 449 code for a protein of 101 amino acids. Gene Ontology annotation, cellular component: nucleus; PML body. The record is from RefSeq and is a predicted model, not a curated record. NCBI's taxonomy places the organism in Eukaryota, Metazoa, Chordata, Aves, Accipitriformes, Accipitridae.